UCGGCUCAUGCGCAUUAUGAAAAUUCCAAAAUGGAGGAUUCGCGUCCGUUGCGACGGAAAAUGACUUUCAAAUUGCUGUAAUUCAUAGCGCAAAACUUAAACAAAAAAUUGGUAAACAAAUGAGAAAGACAUGCUAAUAUUUAUUCUAUGACCAAGCUUCACUAACAGAUAAAACUAUCAUCUUGUAAUUUUCAAUGGCUGUUGCACAGGACUCCUUGUAUUACAGGCUUCAAAGUAUGAAUUCCAGUCUACAAGGACGUCCUGAAAGUGCCCUUGGGGCACGAGGGGUACAAAUAACAGAGUUUAAGGAAUCCAGGAUUAACCCUGAACCAAUUGUUUUAGAAGAUAGUGAAAUUUUAAUGGAACAGUAUUUAUCUCCUGGAAAACUGAAAUCUUUAACUGGAAUACAGAAUUUAGAAGAUGUAAGAAGUUUAGAAUUGAAAGUAGAUACCUCAGAUACCAGUUUAGGAAACUUUGGUUCAUUAUUACCAUGUUUGUCACAACUUAAACUUUCUAAUAGUUGUAUACCUUAUAUCAGGGACUUAGGAUCUUCAUUACGGACAAUACAGAUAUUAUGGAUGUCUAGAUGUGGACUGUUAGAAUUAGAUGGAAUCUCCUCGAUGAUCAGUUUAACUGAAGUAUAUUUAUCAUAUAAUGAAAUAUCUGAUAUCAGUCCUAUAAGCAUGCUAGAUAAUUUACUGAUAUUAGAUUUAGAAGGAAAUAAUGUAGAAGAUAUAUCCCAGGUACAGUUCUUAGGAAUGUGUACACAGCUGAACAGACUGACCCUAGAGAGUAAUCCUGUUUGUGUUACACCUUCUCCAGAUAGUGAGCAGGAGGAGUAUGACUAUAGACAAGCAGUGAAGAAAGUUGUACCUCAGUUAUGUUACUUAGAUGAUGAGGUGCUAACACUUGAGGCAUCUCCGACAAAGAAAACUAAUGUGUUUGAUGCUGACUGGGCAUAUCUGGAGGAAUUACAGAAUGAUCUCAAUCUGAAAGAUGAUUCUGAUGACAAUGAAUCUUCGGGACCUCCUAGUCGACCUGGUAGUGCCUCUCUUAGACCCACAACUGGUUAUAGACCUGGAACUGUAUUACGACCAGGGACAGGGUUUAGACCUGCUACCGGCUCAAGACGUCCAGCUACAACUAUUGGAGCAAGAGCAGCAACAGCUAGACCUGGUUCCUCAGGGAACAGACCAAAUACAGAUGGUACUGCUGUACUAACAGAUGACUCUGUCAGUGAUCUGACUUUGGGUAAAGUUGUCUGUGGUAACCCAUCUAAAGCUCUUAUUGCAAGGAGGAAAUAUAACCAACCAAAGGAGGCUACCCAAGUUAAAUUAUUCCCACAAUAUCAGCAUACAACAGAACACACAUUUGAUCUCCCACCUGAAGAUGAAAGAGACAGGGAAGAAAUAACAAGUGAACUGAUAGAAUGGAAAAAGCUACAUGAGAAGAGAAUGGAGAAAAUAAAAGAAUCGAGGGUCCCCCAAGUAUUAGUUAUUAACCAUGAUGAACAUGAUGAUGCUAUUAGUUUAUCUGGAGAUGAAGAUGAAAUUACUACAGAUGAAGAAUUAGAUGAUUUUAUGGAAGGCAUUACUAAGAUAGAACAAGCAAACCAAACCGUGUCAAAUCCACGAAGAUUAGGAAGUGGUGGUGAAAGAAAACAAAUAUCUCCAACACAACUUGAAGAAUCAUUAGAAAUAGAUAGACAGUUCUCUGAUCCUACUAUAAAUCAACACCCAUUAGAACCUCCUCAACCAAUUCCUCCUAUUAAAUCAUCUCCGAUAUCUGCAAUGAGGGGAUCAAGUCCACCUGUCCUGGGUAGAAUACCUUCUAGAUCCAGCGUGCCAUCUGGUGAAGGAAGACCAGUACAUCUAGCAAGAUCUAACCUUUCUUCCUUAGUAGGAAGCUCAUUAAGCCCUGCAUUUGAGAACAGACGACCUAUAGGUGCUAUAGACACUAGUAAGCCAAUGAUACAAACACAUUCACCGCCAGUGAUACCUUUACAUAGGCCUGGUACAGCUAAUGCUGUUUUACAACCGUCGUCAACACAACAUAGAAUACGUAGACAAUUACCACAAGUUCCUGGAUUACCAUCAAAACCACCAUUACCAAGAUAGAAAUCAACAUUGUUUUAUAAAGUAUUUCUAGUCUUUCAAUUCUUCAAGAAAAAUUGUUAAAAUCAUGAAUUUGCAUUGAGAUCUUUGUUUUUCGCUUUAACAAAAUGUAUGUCUAUGGAUGUUGAAUACAGCCAAGAGAAUGGUCAAAGGAGGAUUCAGGGUGUUUAUUACUGUGAUAUAUUCAAAAUAUAUGAAAAUAAUAUAAAAAUACCAAUAUGUAAUGAAGUGGAUGUUCAGAGCCAAGAUUUAACUGCUGAUUAAGGAUGAUGUUGUAUUCACUAUAAAACAAAAUCAUGAUCUUAACAUUAAGUCAGCUAUUGCUUAAACAUUUUUUUAUGAAAUUCUUUAUGGAAUUUAAUCAUUUGAAAAUGAAAUAUUCUCUGUACACUAUUAAAUUUUGCCAGUAUUAUGCCAGUUUCUAUGUGUUUAAUUUCAAAAUUGAAAUGCAAUUAUUCAUAUCCGAUUUAAAAUUUGCUUAUGUUGU
Molecule: messenger RNA, 2601 nt
Organism: Mytilus trossulus (common blue mussel)
Lineage: Eukaryota; Metazoa; Mollusca; Bivalvia; Mytilida; Mytilidae
Exons: 13
Coding region: 195-2117 (640 amino acids)
Molecular function (GO): protein binding
Source: RefSeq, a predicted model, not a curated record